Messenger RNA from Vicia villosa (hairy vetch), 2135 nucleotides. Its product is annotated as protein CYPRO4. Lineage: Eukaryota; Viridiplantae; Streptophyta; Magnoliopsida; Fabales; Fabaceae. The record is from RefSeq and is a predicted model, not a curated record. The transcript has 2 exons. The coding region runs from base 81 to 1976 and encodes 631 amino acids. Gene Ontology annotation, molecular function: protein binding. Gene Ontology annotation, cellular component: nucleus; cytoplasm.
AAUUCAAAUCCCAAAAUAAACAUCACUCACACCCAAAAUAUCAAUCCCAUCUCGAUUUCAUUUCAUAUCAUCUGAAUCUGAUGGGUACUUCUCAGAGCCGUGAAGGCCGUGAAUUCUCCGAUACCGAUUCCGAUUACGACGAACAAAAAGAAGAUUCAGUAGAAGACGAUUACCAAGACGCACAAUCUCACUCUCAACCCCAUUCCACCCAACUCGACGAAGUAGACGCCAAACUCAAAGCCUUAAAACUCAAAUACCCUUCUUCUUCAUCUUCACCUUCACAACCUCACACACCAACACCAACACCUCUUCCUUCAAACACCGUCAAGCUUUACCUUCACAUCGGCGGCAACACUCCCAACGCCAAAUGGAUCCUCUCCGACAAACGCACUUCCUACACCUUCGUCAAACUCGAAGACGAAGACGAAGACGAUGAACAAAACGACGCCGCUCAAGGUCCAUGGAUUCUCAAAGUCGGUUCCAAAAUUCGCGCUAGGGUUUCCACUGAACUACAAUUGAAGAUGUUCGGCGAUCAACGUCGGGUUGAUUUCGUAUCCAACGGUGUCUGGGCUCUUAAAUUCCCCACCGAUGAAGCUUACCGGAGAUUCGUCACUGAAUUUCAGGAUCACACGUUUGAGAAUGUGUACGGUCUCUCCCCGACUGAAGAGAACAAGAUCAAGGUUUAUGGUAAGGAGUUUAUCGGUUGGGUGAAGCCUGAAGCUGCAGAUGAUUCGGUUUGGGAGGAUGCUUCGGAAGAUGGUUUCCGGAAGAGCCCUGAACCGUAUCGAUCUAGAGGUGAUUUGAUGGAGGAGUUUGAAGAAGCUUCGAAUGGAGGUAUUCAAACCCUAACCCUAGGUGCUCUGGAUAAUAGUUUCCUCCUUAAUGAUACUGGCUUUCAUGUUUACCGGAAUUUCGACCGGGGAAUUCGCAAGGGAGUUGAUGUGAAAUUCGAAGGUGGGAACCUCCGGGAAGAGACUCCGAAUAAGGCUUUGUUGAUGAGGGCGGAGACUAACAUGAUGCUGAUGAGUCCCCUGAAUAAUGGAAAGCCACACGCUUCCAAGCUUCAUCAGCUUGAUAUAGAAACUGGGAAGAUUGUUACAGAGUGGAAAUUCGAGAAGGACGGGGCUGAUAUCACGAUGAGGGAUAUCACGAAUGACACGAAAGGGUCGCAACUGGAUCCUUCCGAGUCAACCUUUUUAGGCUUGGAUGAUAACCGUCUAUGUCAGUGGGAUAUGCGUGAUAGAAAGGGAGUUGUUCAGAAUAUUGCCACUGCUAAUUCUCCAGUGUUGCAUUGGAAUCAGGGGCAUCAAUUUUCAAGAGGAACUAACUUUCAGUGCUUUGCAACGACUGGAGAUGGUUCAAUUGUAGUGGGAUCUCUUGAUGGGAAGAUAAGACUAUAUUCGAAAACAUCUAUGAGGCAGGCCAAGACUGCUUUUCCGGGGCUUGGUUCGCCUAUUACAAGCGUAGAUGUCACUUUUGAUGGGAAGUGGGUGUUGGGAACCACGGAUACUUAUUUGGUGUUGAUUUGUACAUUGUUUACUGAUAAAGAUGGGAAGACAAAGACUGGAUUUGGUGGUCGUAUGGGAAACAGGAUAGGUGCACCUAGACUGUUGAAACUCACUCCCUUGGAUUCUCAUUUGGCGGGCACUACCAAUAAGUUUCAUGGUGGUCACUUCUCAUGGGUCACCGAGAACGGUAAACAAGAACGACACCUGGUUGCAACGGUGGGCAAAUUCAGUGUGAUAUGGGAUUUUCAGCAGGUAAAGAACACUGCUCAUGAAUGUUAUAGGAAUCAAGAAGGGCUGAAAAGCUGUUACUGUUACAAGAUAAUAUUGAAGGACGAGUCAAUCAUAGAAUCAAGAUUUAUGCAUGACAAAUAUGCCGUUAGUGACUCCCCCGAAGCUCCGUUGGUGGUAGCAACUCCUAUGAAAGUUAGCUCCAUCAGUAUGUCUGGAAAGAGAACCAGAACCGGUUAAACCUUCGUCCACGUUUUCUUUUCUAUUGUUCAUUUUAAGGUUUCGAAUUUCUAGCGUUAGGAGUGCUUUCAAGUCUCUGAUACAAUUUUUCUUUCUGUACAAAAAAAAAUAGUUUGCCUUGUUUUUUUUUUCUUUCUUACAUUGGUCAUUUUGUGAUUA